Molecule: messenger RNA, 1587 nt
Organism: Sungouiella intermedia
Lineage: Eukaryota; Fungi; Ascomycota; Pichiomycetes; Serinales; Metschnikowiaceae
Source: the annotation of a GenBank genome assembly
UCUUCGGAGCAUACGUGCCCGGCCAAUGCGACCCUAAAUAUGCCGGGCUCUGUCCUCCAUACAAAAGCAAGCUUCGGUGCGAUCAAUCAAACUCUCUAAAAAAAAUUACCAUCCACUACUCAUUCCCCCAUGUUGAGAUCCAGUGUAAGACAAUUUGUCAGAUUUAACUCGUCCAAGGCCGGCCAUUACGAUGCCGUGGUCAUUGGUGGAGGUCCAGGUGGCUACAUCCAUGCCAUCAAGUUGGCCCAGCUCAACUACAAGACCGCAUGUAUUGAGUCCCGUGGCUCCCUUGGAGGUACCUGUUUGAACGUGGGAUGUAUUCCUUCCAAGGCCUUGUUGAACAACUCGCACUUGUACCACCAAAUUAAGCACGAUUCCGCCAACAGAGGUAUUGAGAUUGCUGGCGAUGUUUCUGUCAAUGUGGAGAAAUUGCAGGCUGCUAAGGAGAAGGCUGUCAAUGGCUUGACUUCCGGUAUUGAGAUGCUUUUCAAGAAGAAUGGUGUCACCUACUUGAAGGGUCACGGCUCUUUUGUGGACGACAACACCGUUUCUGUUAAGCCAAUUGACGGUUCCGAAGAGUACAAGGUCACUGCAGACAACAUCACCAUUGCUACCGGAUCCGAGCCUACUCCAUUCCCUGGCAUUGAGAUUGACGAGGAGAGAAUCGUUUCUUCUACCGGAGCUUUGGCUUUGAAGGAGGUUCCAAAGAAGAUGGCCAUCAUCGGUGGUGGUAUCAUUGGUUUGGAGAUGGCCUCAGUGUGGUCCAGAUUGGGCUCUGAGGUUACCAUCAUCGAGUUCCAGAACGCCAUCGGUGCUGGUAUGGACGGUGAGGUUGCUAAGUCCACCCAGAAGUUGUUGGCUAAGCAGGGCUUGAAGUUCAAGUUGGGCACGAAGGUCACCAAGGGUGUUAGAGAGGGCGACAACGUCAAGGUCGGAAUUGAGGACGUCAAGUCCGGUAAGACCGAAGAGAUCGACGCCGACGUGUUGUUGGUUGCCAUUGGUAGAAGACCAUACACCAAGGGUUUGAACUUCGAAGCCAUUGGUUUGGAGGCCGACGACAAGGGAAGAUUGGUCAUUGACUCUCAGUACAGAACUGCCAAGCCACACAUCAGAGUCAUCGGAGACGUGACUUUUGGUGCCAUGUUGGCCCACAAGGCCGAAGAGGAGGGUGUUGCUGCUGCUGAGUUCAUCAAGACCGGUCACGGCCAUGUCAACUACGGUAACAUUCCUUCUGUUAUGUACACUCACCCAGAGGUGGCUUGGGUUGGUGCCACCGAGGAGCAGUUGAAGGAGCAGGGUAUCAAGUACAAGGUUGGUAAGUUCCCAUUCAUUGCCAACUCCAGAGCCAAGACCAACUUGGACACUGACGGAUUUGUUAAGUUCCUCGCUGAUGCCGAGACCCAGAGAGUCUUGGGAUGCCACAUUAUUGGACCAAACGCUGGAGAAAUGAUUGCUGAGGCCGGUUUGGCUUUGGAGUACGGAGCAUCCACUGACGACAUUGCCAGAGUGUGCCAUGCUCACCCAACUUUGUCUGAGGCAUUCAAGGAGGCUGCCAUGGGUACUUUUGGUAAGACUCUUAACUUCUAA